Molecule: messenger RNA, 2283 nt
Organism: Carassius auratus (goldfish)
Lineage: Eukaryota; Metazoa; Chordata; Actinopteri; Cypriniformes; Cyprinidae
Product: P2Y purinoceptor 14-like
Exons: 4
Coding region: 250-1377 (375 amino acids)
Biological process (GO): G protein-coupled receptor signaling pathway
Cellular component (GO): membrane
Molecular function (GO): G protein-coupled purinergic nucleotide receptor activity
Source: RefSeq, a predicted model, not a curated record
CAGUCGUUUAAAAAAGUACCAACUCUGAGAGUAUCAGAAGCAGCCUUGGAAAAAGCUUUUAAUUACGUCCAGCAGGCUCUCUUAUUUGUCCUGAUUGCACGAAUGGUCUCAGGUAUUUUUACUGACACCAACUGGUGAAGAUUCGAGGCUGCCACUUCAGAGAGAAGGAACUUAUUAAGGAAGUGAAUGAAAAAGACCAACUCUAGAUCAAAGCUCAGUGGACAGCUUGGCUACAAGUGAGGAUUUCAAAUGGAGUCAGCAGUUUCACAGAUUCUUCACACUGCAGCCCCACUAACCAGCUCCACCACUGCCCUGGAUGACAUCACAGAAACAAACACCACUGCAGAAACUAAUGCUUCCUGUGGAUUUUCAAAGAUCCCCUCUCACCCUGCUUUCAUAUUUGCAUACUCACUAGUGUUUCUUGUCAGUCUGGUACUUAACUGCAUCACAAUGCGGGUUUACUUCUGUUCCAGUCAGCGUGUUCAGUCCAGUGUCACAGUUUACAUGAAGAACCUGGCGGCAGCCGACUUCUUCCUUUGUCUUUGUUUACCUUUGCGCAUUGCUAACUAUGCAGACAGUUCAGAUUUAAUGCGCAAUAUUUACUGCAGCUUUGGAGCAUCAGCAUUCUAUCUAAACAUGUACGCAAGCAUUCUCUUUAUGGACUUUAUUGCUGCAAACAGGUACCUGAAGAUUGUCCGGCCAUUGGAGACACAUGCUCUGCAGACGGUUCGUACCGCUCGGCAUAUUUCCAUUGGAACGUGGCUCUCCCUGUUAGCCAUGUCGUCUGUCUACUUGAUCCUCUUCCUCCUGACCUCUUGGGGUCACGUUCACAAGCCUGAGAAGAGUGGCUGCGAGGCCUUACACAGUCCCCAGCUCAGUCUGGUCUACAAAAUCACUCACAGUGUGUCAAUGGUGCUCUUCACGUUUGUGCUGGUGUCUCUGAUUGCUUUGUACUGGGGCACUUUGCAAAAGAUCAAACAGGCUCAGUUGUCCACACAGAACGCAUCCAGAAGCCAGAAAUUCAGGAAAUCGAAGCGUAACAUGUUGGUGCUCGUGAUGGUCUUUUGUGUAUGCUUUGUGCCCUACCAUUUGGUUAGACUGCCUUAUGCAUUCAUCAAACCUCAGACGAAACUCUGCACGGCACAGGCGUUCUACGUACUGAAGGAGCUGACCGUCCUGCUAUCGGUGCUCAAUGCUUGUCUGGAUCCUCUUAUAUACUUUAUCUUCUGCAAGGCCUUCAGAGCCCAGCUGGGCCUCAGGAGGAUGUCAGAUUCAAUGAGAGACAGCGACGAUAAAAGCCAACAAAGACGAAUGAGCAACAUGUUGAGCUACAUUGAAACCAAGAUUUCCACAUUACGACGUGAAAGUGUCAUUUAACACAAGGAUGACACUGUCCUACUAACAAUGCAGAAAAAGCCUUAUUAAAUCUAAUGCAGUGCAAUACAUACAUUUAUUGGGUUCCUUUCUUUUCUACGUGCAACAUUUUAUUUUCACUUUCAGUUGAUUACAGCGUGAAGAUGAUAUUGAGAAUUUGUUGUAAGAAAUUCAUUCAGACUGAUAUUUUAUCUUGAGCUGACUGUGACCACUUCUACGAUGUGUGUGUGUGUGUGUGUGUGUUAACUUUCUGCGUAUAGGCAAAUGCAGAAUCAAUCUGUAAUCUGUUUCUCUGUAUAUACGGUUUAAAAGUUUAAAGUCAGUAAGAUUUUUUUUUUUUAAAGAAAUGUAUACUUUUUUUCACCAAAGAUGCAUUCAUUUGUUCUAAAGAGUAAAGACAUUUAUAAUGUUACAGAAUAUUAUGUUUCAAAUAAAUGCUGUUCAUUAGCACUUUGUAUUCAUUAAGGAAUCAUGAAAAUAAUGUGUACCGUGAUUUCCACAUGGUUUCAAAGCAGAUAAUGGUUAAAAAAAAGUUUCCUGAGCAGCAAAUCAGUAUAUCAGAAUGAUUUCUGAAGGAUCAUGUGACACUGAAGACUUGAGUAAUCAUGCUGAACAUUCAGCUUUGCAUAACAGGAACAAAUGACAUAAAAUGUAUAUUUGUAUGAAUGUACAGUAUAAUUUAUAUUCUUACUGUUUACUGAUCAAAUGAUUGCUCGCUCUCUCUCUCUCUCUCUCUCUCUCUCUCUAUAUAUAUAUAUAUAUAUAUGUGUGUGUGUGUGUGUGUGUGUGUGUAUAUACAUACACACACACACACACACACACACACCACACAUAUAUAUAUAUGUAGUGAUAUGAAAGAAUAAUUUUUUUGGACAAGUUUUUAGCUUGCUAUGGGGAAAAAUACAGCAU